UCUCAGGGGCUGUGGUCUCAUACCUUCUGGGGCAACAAUGGAGCAUUUCCAGCAGCGACCGAGCACUGUCGCUGCAGAUGCCUGAGCGCCAUCACCUGCAGAGAAGCACACUGUCUGCAGAAAGUGGUGAAAAGAAGAAGCUCUCUGGGCCAAGACUUCUGGAGAGAAGAAACAAUCAAUCUCUUAAUUGGUACCAUAUACAUUAGAUGGAUGGUUUCUAGUCUGCUUCCCAACCCCACCUCGGCUGAGUGUUGGGCGGCCCUUCUACAUGAUCAUAUGACUCUUGAUAUGGACGCAGUCCUGUCAGACUUUGUUCGGUCCACGGGGGCAGAACCUGGUCUGGCCAGAGACCUGCUGGAAGGCAAGAACUGGGACCUGACAGCCGCUUUGAGUGACUAUGAACAGCUCCGACAGGUGCACACAGCCAACCUGCCGCAUGUGUUCAACGAGGGCAGGUGCCCCAAGCAGCCAGAGCGAGAGGCACCCCAGGCGGGGCACAAGGUGGAGCGACCCUGCCUUCAAAGACAGGACGAAAUUGCCCAAGAAAAGCGACUUUCCCGGGGCAUUUCCCAUGCCAGCUCAGCCAUCGUCUCCCUGGCCCGGUCCCACGUUGCAAGUGAGUGCAACAACGAGCAGUUCCCGCUGGAGAUGCCAAUCUACACAUUCCAGCUGCCAGACCUGAGCGUCUACAGUGAAGACUUCAGGAGCUUCAUUGAACGGGACUUGAUAGAGCAGGCGACCAUGGUAGCUUUGGAACAGGCAGGUCGCCUGAACUGGUGGUCCACUGUGUGCACCAGCUGUAAACGGCUUCUUCCUCUGGCCACGACUGGGGAUGGGAACUGUCUUUUACAUGCUGCCUCACUGGGCAUGUGGGGUUUUCACGACCGGGACCUGGUUUUGCGUAAAGCCCUCUACACCAUGAUGCGGACAGGGGCGGAGAGGGAGGCCCUGAAACGGAGGUGGAGGUGGCAGCAGACUCAGCAGAACAAGGAGUCAGGGCUGGUGUACACCGAGGAGGAGUGGGAGCGAGAGUGGACGGAGCUGCUGAAACUGGCCUCCAGCGAGCCACGCACGCACUUCAGCAAGAACGGCGGCACAGGCGGAGGCGUGGACAACUCUGAAGACCCCGUGUACGAGAGUCUGGAAGAAUUCCACGUGUUUGUCCUAGCCCACAUACUGAGAAGACCCAUCGUGGUGGUCGCUGACACGAUGCUGAGGGACUCCGGUGGAGAAGCAUUCGCGCCCAUCCCAUUCGGAGGAAUCUACCUGCCACUGGAGGUGCCUCCCAACAGAUGCCACUGCUCACCCCUGGUUCUUGCCUACGACCAAGCGCACUUCUCUGCCCUGGUGUCCAUGGAGCAGAGAGACCAGCAAAGAGAACAAGCUGUCAUCCCUCUGACGGAUUCCGAGCACAAGCUGCUGCCCCUGCACUUCGCAGUGGACCCUGGGAAGGACUGGGAGUGGGGGAAAGAUGACAACGACAACGCCCGGCUGGCACACCUGAUCUUGUCGCUAGAAGCCAAGCUGAACCUUCUGCACAGCUACAUGAAUGUGACAUGGAUCCGGAUCCCCUCUGAGACCCGGGCCCCUCUGGCGCAGCCUGAGUCCCCAACGGCCUCCGCAGGGGAAGACGUGCAGUCCCUGGCUGAUUCGCUGGACUCGGAUCGCGACUCGGUGUGCAGCAACUCCAACAGCAAUAAUGGCAAGAACGGCAAGGACAAGGAGAAGGAGAAGCAGCGCAAGGACAAGGACAAGACCCGCGCGGACUCGGUGGCCAACAAGCUGGGCAGCUUCAGCAAGACGCUGGGCAUCAAGCUGAAGAAGAACAUGGGCGGCCUGGGAGGCCUGGUGCACGGCAAGAUGGGCCGUGCCAACUCCGCCAACGGCAAGAACGGCGACUUGCCCGAGCGCAGCAAAGACAAGAAGGGCAAGUCGCGCAAGGGCAGCAAGGAGGAGUCGGGCGCGUCGGCCAGUACGUCGCCCUCGGAGAAGACCACGCCGUCGCCCACGGACAAGGUGGCGGGCGCGUCGCCGGCCGAGAAGGGCGGCGGGCCGCGGGGCGACGCCUGGAAGUACAGCACGGACGUGAAGCUGAGCCUCAACAUCCUGCGCGCCGCCAUGCAGGGCGAGCGCAAGUUCAUCUUCGCCGGCCUGCUGCUCACCAGCCACCGGCACCAGUUCCACGAGGAGAUGAUCGGCUACUACCUGACCAGCGCGCAGGAGCGCUUCAGCGCCGAGCAGGAGCAACGGCGCCGGGACGCCGCCGCCGCCGCCAAUGAGAGUCUCGGAGGCCUGAAGGGCCUCCAGCUGACAGGAGAUAAUGGCCACAAAGCACUGAGCCUGGCCCAGGACACCAGCUCCGUCAGUGUCACAGGACCUACAGAAUGA
Molecule: messenger RNA, 2388 nt
Organism: Condylura cristata (star-nosed mole)
Lineage: Eukaryota; Metazoa; Chordata; Mammalia; Eulipotyphla; Talpidae
Gene: OTUD7A
Product: OTU deubiquitinase 7A
Exons: 14
Coding region: 211-2388 (725 amino acids)
Biological process (GO): protein K63-linked deubiquitination; protein K11-linked deubiquitination; protein deubiquitination involved in ubiquitin-dependent protein catabolic process
Cellular component (GO): nucleus; cytoplasm
Molecular function (GO): cysteine-type deubiquitinase activity; K63-linked polyubiquitin modification-dependent protein binding
Source: RefSeq, a predicted model, not a curated record